This is a messenger RNA of Manis javanica (Malayan pangolin), 606 nucleotides long. Lineage: Eukaryota; Metazoa; Chordata; Mammalia; Pholidota; Manidae. The record is from RefSeq and is a predicted model, not a curated record.
AUGCAUCCUAAUGACACCUUCGUCUUGGACUUUCAGCCUCCAGAGCUCACAGCUGCUCCCAUGGAGAAACUUACUCUGAGUUGGAAGAGCCCUUGUGUGGUUGGGACUGGGCUCCAGAAUAGAGGGGACACGUGCUACGUGAGCAGCGUGCUGCAGGGUCUGAUAAACAAGCAGGAGGGCGGCCGUGAGUUUCUGAUGUCCGCUGCAUACGCCAUGCAGCAGUUAGGUUGGCAGGAGCACAAGCCAUCAGCCUGGUCCUCUGAGAGCACCACCCUAAUCUGCCGAAAAUUUGGAGGGUACUGGAGAUCUCAAAUCAAGCAUCUCUGCUGCCAUGGUGUGUCAAACACUUCCGACCCUUACCUGCAUAUCAGAGCAGCUCAGAACGUGAACCGAGCUUUGGAAGUGGAGAUGCGUGAAAAGCUGAUUGGUGGAAAUUCCUAUCAUUGCAGCAUUUGUCUGAAGAAGGCAGCUGCUUCCAAGACCCCGACUUGGCACACAUCCUCCAAGGUCCUUAUCCUUGUAUUGAAAGGUUGUGUUUUAUCGUUUAAGGACGGGAUGUUUUAUACACAUCAGAGGUGGAGGAGUGUGUGCUUGUGUUCUGUGUGA